Anguilla anguilla (European eel) is the source of this 4892-nucleotide messenger RNA. It is a transcript of the gene il23r, whose product is annotated as interleukin 23 receptor. Gene Ontology annotation, cellular component: signaling receptor complex; CRLF-CLCF1 complex; external side of plasma membrane. Gene Ontology annotation, molecular function: cytokine receptor activity; cytokine binding. The record is from RefSeq and is a predicted model, not a curated record. Gene Ontology annotation, biological process: cytokine-mediated signaling pathway; positive regulation of tyrosine phosphorylation of STAT protein. NCBI's taxonomy places the organism in Eukaryota, Metazoa, Chordata, Actinopteri, Anguilliformes, Anguillidae.
AUAUCAACACGUCCUCAACUUCUUCAUUCUCAACAAGGUCUAAAAGAAAUGGAUCUAAUCUGAAACAUCAGCAUGACAUUUUGAGUACUUCCUGCCAAGAUUUGGGUCACAAAAAAUAGCUUUUUUCAACUUGUUUGAAGUGGUGGGACCUUCCCUUGCAGAGACUGGAGAGGGAAAUUGGGGCAGGUUUUAAAUGCUACCUCCUUCAACACCGCAAUCACAUUAUUGCUGGCUGAUCUGAGAAGCACAUGGGAUAAAGAGAAAAGGAGUGUGCAGCUGUCCAGAUGUGUUUCAGGCACAUUCUAUGAGAACAUGACAAAUGGACUGCAAGAAAAAAGCAAACUUCAGAGGACACCAGAACAGUAACAUUCCUAUUUGCAAAACUUACCGUCUGUACACUUUGGUUCAAAUGUUUAAAGUACAGUGGGGGUGAUGUGUAAGGGGAAACAGAGUAUGGAAAUUGUCUGCUGGACCCCUGAACCACUAGUUUCAGUAAUAACAGUCAUGUAAAUUGUCUCUUUUUUACUUUAAAUUUACAUUUUAAAAGGUUUCACAUUUCUCAUUGUAAACUGGUGAUUAAAACAAAAAGUGGGCUGAGUUAACUAGACCACUGUGACCGAGAAGGUGCCUGUUAAUGUGGGACACUUAAGAUUUUGCAUGAGCAGAAAGACCACAAAUGUAGGUCAUUACAUUUAAAAGUUCAAAAGAAGUUUCCACACUGAAAAUGAAUGAAUAACAGGCAAAGAGCUUGAUUUGUUUUUCUUGCACGAACAUGAGUGCUUGGGCCAGUUUUUGUUGAAACAUAGAAGUGUGAAGAUGGACAAAGGAAUACUUUCAUUGCCAGCUGAGCACACAAGCAAAUCUCCCUUCUUUUCUUUUUUUUUUACUACAUAAAACAAACAAAAAUGAUCCAUAAGACAAAGAGGAACCAUAAUACCAAACAGACAGGAUCUAGUAAGAGACAACCACAGACAGGGAUUUAACUAAUGCUAUUAGAUAAACUGAGAUCUACUACUGACUAUUUUUUUAAAUUGUAGUCAUAGAUAUUUUCUUGAAUGGUUUGGUAUGGUUGAGUGCGUUCAGAAGCUUUUGGGGGAAAUAAUUGUAUUUGAGGUGAAAUUGUGGAAUUAGUGGGAUUAGAGGAAUUAGCUCAGUGGCACAUGUAGAGAAACACUGAAUGAUGUCCAGAUUUCAUCAAAUAGCUUUAUUUGAUUUUUGGAAAGGGUUGCUAUUAUUAUUUUUUUCCAUUGAGAUGUGUUCAACAAAUUUAACAAUUGAGAUGUAUUGACUUUAUCUUUGCUUUUCCAGUCAAAGAAUAUUUUACACAUGCAGACCAUGAUUACCUCAAAUUAUUCUCAUUGUCAUCCUCAUCAUUGGUAUCAUCUUCAUCAUCACAUCAUUUCUGUUGGAUCUUCAAGACCACUUCAUGGUUCUGGUUUUAAAUUCAUGAUAUGAUAGGAGCUUUCAAGUGAAUGACAUGGCUUUCUGCAGGAAAGUGUGGGAUAUAUUGUUUGUUAACCUUCUCUGCUGGAAAAUUGGAUCUUCCAUGCAAGUGAUUUGUAGCGGAGUCCUUCAGGUGGAACCUGGUAUUGUGGUGUACAUGGGCUCUGAGCUGACUGUCCUCUGUCGCUCAUAUGUGGAGCGCUGCGGCAGGCACUUCUCCAUUUAUCUCAACCGCCAGCUCCAGGGCCCCCUAGAGGUGAUCAACUGCACCACAGUGAGCCUGCGACUGGCUAACGUUGUGCCCAAUGCUCAGCUGGUCUGCAGAGUGAGCCAGGACAAAAUGCAGCAGACCGUGUGCGGAACGGUCCUCCAGCCUGGCUGUACGCCAUCUAUCAUCAUCAGUAAUAACCGUUCACAACCUGUGUACUUGAUUGCCAAUUAUGUGGUUAUGAUGAAAAUAGCAAGAGAUAAAGAAUCUAAUGAAAUUAGUACCAAAAGGGUGCCAUCAUGGUGUACAGCCCAUGAGAGCAGGAAAUGUAAGCAGCCUGUCUCUACAGUUCCUCCAGAGAAGCCUACUGGACUGAGAUGUUUUGCACAGAAGGAUUCAGAAAAUGCCAGCUGCACUUGGAACAAAGGAAGGGAAACCCACCUCCUCACCAAAAAUGUUGCUACAUUUAAAUUCAAAAAUGGGACCCAAGCUUUCCAUCAACAGAGCUACAACAAGAGCUCUGUCUGUGUGCCACGGUCCUUGUUUGAUGGGGAUUUGGAGUUCAGUGUGAGAGCUCAGAAUGACCUGGGAGAGGCAGUGUCUGAUGUGAUCUCACUGUCAGUCAGAGACAUAAUUAUCCCCAGCACCCCUAAAAUCAUUAUGGUGGAGUUUGGGAAUAAUUCCCUGACGGCCACAUUACACUGGAACAUUUCGGAAUCAUCGGGGCUAUGGAGAGCCAGAGUCAGAAUCGGAGAUACCAGAAGACACACAGAAUUCUGGGGUCCUAGACAGGGUCCGGUGCAGCUGGAAGGCCUCAGACCCCUGUCCUGGUAUGAAUUCCAGAUUCAAGCCUGCUCCAUAGAAAAGAAGCCCAAGUGCAGCCAGUGGAGCUCCCCUGUACAGUACACAAGCCCAGGAACAGCACCUACUAAAAAAUUAGAUGUCUGGCGAAUACUCAGAAGUUUUCAAGAGAAUGGAACACGAAGUGUGACAGUUCUGUGGAAGCCUCUCAGGCCCGAGGACUGCGGAGAUGUGAUGGUGGGUCACGAGCUCGUUUACCAGGAGCGAGGGCGGAGGCAGGUGAUCACCUGCCCUGCCAAUGUCACAGAGAAAACGUUCCGCGUGUCACCUCGUGAGCAGAAUCUUUGUCUACGCUGUCACAUCCACAGGGAAGUCCCCACCUGCUGCUCUGCACAUCUCAGAAGCAGGUCUCACCAUGCUCAUGUGAGAGAUGUGGCUCCUGCACAUAAAGGCAGUGUUCUCCUGACCUGGGAUGCGUACCGCCAUGAGAAUGUGUCAGCACUCGGCUAUGUUGUUCAGUGGCAGAGCCACUCUCAAGAUAUGCAAUGGAAGAGUCUAGCUUCUGCAGAUAGCUCUACCCUCAUUGAAGGUUUGGAACCAGGAGUAAGAUUCAACAUAUCCUUGUUUGCAAUAACAUCAGUGGGCAUAUCUGAUCCUGCCUUUCGCCAAGCCUAUUCUGAAGAAGAGAAACCACUCUCUGGGCCAAAAGUUUCAUUGCUGAAUUUCGAAGGAACCCAUAUACUAAUUCAGUGGGAGGAUCUUAGCCUGGAACAGAAGAGAGGUUUCAUCACUAACUAUACUGUCUAUGUGAGGAAACGCAACACUGGACAACAAUUGACCCUGGGAGGCUCUAUGUCCAGACAAAUGUGGCUAAACCACCUGGACACGCCCUUUGACCUUCAUAUCUCUGCCUCCAACUCUGCUGGGGAGGGUCCUCUGGGGGAGGGGGUCUUCUGCCAGCUCCAACGCUCUCCAAAAGAUUGGUCAGAUGUUGGGCUUGGCCUUAUGAUUGCUGUCCCUCUGGUGAUUCUUGCCAACUUGAUGUGCUGGAAUUGUGUUCGGAGAAGUAUUACGAGGACAUGCACAAUGGUUGGACCCCAGUGGUUGUUUGAGAACUUCCCCAAAGUUGAAAACAGCACAGCCACCAAGCUACUGCAGGAGAAGGGAAGAAGUGACUCGGAGUCUUCCUGGAGGUCCAUGUAUGUUGAUCCCCCCUUUACUCCAGUGGAGAUCAUCCCAGCAGAGAGGACAGACUGGCACCCCCCUGCUGUGGGGCUCAAGAGUGCUGAUGUGGGUAUGGAAGGAGCGGUGUUACUAAGGAAACCAGAGACUGGUCCGCUCUUGGAAGAAGAUCAUGCAUACAAGCCCCAGAUCACCAGUGCAGCUCAAGAGGAGUUACCAGAGGAGGAGGAUAAUCCAUGGGUGACUCCCUUGCACACAGAGGUGACUCUAAUCCCGUGCCAGGAGGACACAGUGUGCAGUACGCAUGUGUCCGAGUUUCUGAGAGACUGGCUCUCUGACAUCACUCAGGACAGAUCUGGGGCAGGCCUGAACACCACGGGAGGCAUCCACUUCAAAGGCACACCCCUGAUUGUUCACACCACUGGGUCCUGGCCGGAGGAAGGGCUGACAGAGCUGGGCGACUGCCCCGAGGACAUCCACCUGGGGCAGACCUUACUGCCAGACCAACUGGUCAACUGCCUGAGAAGUCCUGCCAUUGACUUGUCUCCCACCACCUUCCUCAGGGAAUUACCCUGCAUGCCACACAGUACCACUACUGAGGAAUGUGUGUGAGUGAGUGUGUGUGUGUGUGUGUGUGUAUAUGUGCGUGUGUGUGUAUAUAUGUGUAUGUGCAUGUGUGUGUAUGUCUGUGUGUGUGUGUGUGUGUGUGUACGUGUGUGUGAGAGAGAGAGUGAGUGAAUGAGAUGGAAGGGGAAUAAUGACAUAGACUGCAAGCUUGCCAUGUAUGAGCAAGAAAAACCGCUGGAAACAAUGGUGAAACAUGCCAGUGAAACACCAAUACUUUUUGUCACUUUAAAUGCAUUUUUUUGCAAAUCAGCAUUAUCCAUAUUUCUAAUGGGAAACAAGGAUGAGUUCAUUAAUAUUUAAAAAGGUUUUUGUUAAAUAUUUUAAGUGGAAUAUACUAUUAUGUGCUAUUACUUUGUUAGUGGUAUGUUUGUGUGUCCAAGCCCUUUGAUUAAUUCUUAUAUCGUUUUACACUUGUUUACAAUCAGCAGGAAUUAAAAAAAAUAAUUUUCAGCUGUUCAGAACUGCUCGUUAGGCUGCUGUCAACCUAGUUUAGAUCCAUCUGUCCAUCCUAUUUAUAUACAGGGGGACUAAAAGUUGUGUCCUCAGACUUUGGUCCCCACUGUUCAUAGGUGGAUUUCUUGUGACUGAGUUGAAAUAAAGGAUUUAACCCCUUAAGUCACGAUGACCCAUA